This is a messenger RNA of Pelagomonas calceolata, 1032 nucleotides long. The record is from the annotation of a GenBank genome assembly. NCBI's taxonomy places the organism in Eukaryota, Pelagophyceae, Pelagomonadales, Pelagomonadaceae.
AUGCGGUCACUCGCCACCGCGCUCGUGGUGGCGCUGGCCAGCGGCCUGGCGCCGCAAACCAAGCCCAGUGCUGCCAAGGUGCAGCAAAAGGCGCGCAGCUGCGUCGAUUUGACUCAAAUUGCAAGCCGCGCGGCGCCAUCGACGCGACGCCGUGCCCGUCACCGCAUCUGCGCGCUGGCGUGGGCUUCCACGCCAUAGACGCGACGUCGCCUCCGUAACGCAAAACACACAGGCCCUCAGCAAGCAGCUCGGCACGCUCGCGGCCGGCGUCGCGCUCGCCGGCGUCGCCGCCGCGCCGGCCGCCGUCUUCGCCGAGGACGCCGUCGCCGAGGCGCCCGCCGCCGCCAAAGCCGCGGGCCCGGCCGCCGGCCGCACGGAGUUCCAGCGCCAGCUCUCCGCGCUGCGCGAGACGAAGCCCGCGGCCGCGAAGCCCAUCGUGCGCGAGGCGCCGGCUGCGGCGCCGGCGCCGACGAAGGCCGCGCCCAAGGCCGCUCCGAAGGCCGCGAAGCCCGCGAAGAAGGAGGCUCCGGCCGUGGCGGACGGCGCGCCGCGCGCCGCCGACGUGUCCUUCGACAAGCCCGCUCAAGCGAAGCGCGAGGGCAAGGUCAUCAAGAAGGCGCCGGCCAAGCCCAAGUCGGAACGCGACGCCGACGCCGCGAAAGCCAAGGAGGCGGCCCGCGUCGCCGCGCGCGAGAAGGCCGCGGCCGCGGCCGCCGCGCAGGAGGCGAAGGCGGCGGCGAAGGCCGCCGAGGCGGCCCAGGCGCGCGCGGCGCGCGCCGCCGCGAAGGCCGCGGCGCCUGCUGCGCCUGCGCCGGCGCCCGCCAAGGGCAAGGUCGUUAUCCGUGUGUCCUUUGUCCCCUUCCCCGCGCCAUCGACGCGACACAUGAAUCACCGGUCGACUCCCUGCCCAGGCGAAGGCCGCGCCGGCGCCGGCUCCUGCGCCCGCCAAGGGCAAGGUCGUUCUCCGUGUCCGUUGUCCCCUUCAGUGCAUCGAUGGCGUGACACAUGACUCACCGGUCGACUCUCUGCGCA